Nyctereutes procyonoides (raccoon dog) is the source of this 939-nucleotide messenger RNA. It is a transcript of the gene SPEM1, whose product is annotated as spermatid maturation 1. Lineage: Eukaryota; Metazoa; Chordata; Mammalia; Carnivora; Canidae. The record is from RefSeq and is a predicted model, not a curated record. Gene Ontology annotation, cellular component: cytoplasm. The coding region runs from base 1 to 939 and encodes 312 amino acids. Gene Ontology annotation, biological process: flagellated sperm motility; sperm individualization. The transcript has 3 exons.
AUGGCCAUGGCUGAGUGGCCACGGCCCGGGUGGGCCUCAUAUCACAACUCCAACACCAACAACUGUCAGGAUCUGGGCAACUCCAUCCUGUUGCUGCUGGGCCUCAUCAUCUGCAUUAACAUUAGCAUCAAUAUGGUGACGCUGCUCUGGCGCAGACUCCGUGGCUUCUUACACCAAGUGUUCCAUAUUGUUUAUGAGAAAGAAGCUUCUAAGUCAUCCUCACCUGGGAAGGAGACCCAGCCUCCGAAGCAGAGCACCCCUGCAGUCCACCUUCGAUGCACCAUGGACCCCGUGAAAAUGACUGUGACUCCCCCACCCACUCGCCGCCACCGCCACCGAGGCUCUUCAGGCCGCCGUGCCCACCGCCCGGUAGCCUGGGCCCCUGACACUGACGACGAGGAGAAGUCCCCACAUCAGCACCCUGCAGUCUGCUCCCACAACAGGGAUCACCCCGCAGACUGGGAAGGCUUCCGGUCCACAAAGGGCUUCUGGGGCCCCUGGCCCCAGGAUGCUGUGGAGCCCACUCCCCAGACCAUUCGCUUCCAGCAGACCACAGAAGGCAGGCCCCUGAAAGGCGAGAUGCAGUCAGAGAUGGGCCUAGAGGCCUAUGUGUACCCGGUGAAUCCCCCGCCCCCAAGCCCUCAGAUGCUGAGCCACAAGAACAACGGAGCGGGGCCCAGGGCCCAAGCCGAGCAGGAGCAAUGCGCCCCUGUCCCUCCUGCCCCACCGCCUGCCCGGGGCCCAGCAAUCGUCCCUGACAUCCCCCGGUGCCGCUCCUCGGGCCGUGUAGUGUACGAUGCCCGUGAUGUGAGGCGGCGGCUCCAGGAGCUGACCCGAGAGGUGGAGGCCCUGUCUCACUGUUACCCCCUGGGCUCCAGAUCCAGCAAUGCUGAGGAGACAGGCAAGGACUGGGUGUACCGUUCCCUGACAGAGAGGUGA